UCCUAAUUUAAUACUAAAGAAUUGCAACAUCGACAAUAUUCAUUUCCACAAGGAACUUCAACGUAAACAAAUUCAUUUUAAUAAAACUCUUUUGCAUCGAUACGAUAGUCAGUCAGCCUUUAACCGCGCGCGAAUAGAGUCGUCAGAAAUCAGAGAAUUGCUUCAUAUAAUUCUUUGUAUUUUCUAUAAUAAAGUGUUUUUAUCGUAGUUAAUUAAAAAGUGUUUUUUUUUAAAAAAGACUGAUACCAGCCGCUCCUAACAAAAUUGGUGUCAGAAGUGGGAUGCUUGAGGAGAUUCUAGUCAAGAGAGCCCUCAGCAUCUAAAAGAAUCCAGGAACGGCACCCCAUCAGUCGUGGUCGACGAUAAGUCUCAUCCCAUAGGAGAGCCCGCACCACAGCACCCUACGAAAAACGCAUCGUGAUCGACGGUCAGUCUCCGCUCUAUGCGUGAGCCCGCAUCAUUAUAGAAUAUUAAUCGUGAUCGACGGUCAGCCUCCGCUCUGUGCGUGAGCCCGCAUCACUACAUCAUCUGCAACGUGGUCAACAGUAUAUCUCCGUUUUGUUAUUAUGUCAUGGAGCACUCGCCGAAUCGCAAGUCACCCCAAUUAUACACAGUCCUGGUCUUUAUUUUGACCCUACGACGAAUAUUUAUUUCUAUAAUGAUUAUUGGAAAGUAGUAACUCAUGUCGAUAUUCACUCGAUAGAACCUCAUCUUAACAAUAUAGACAAACUCAUCGUACAAACUUCUCUUCUCUGUACAAAAAUCCAACAUGAAGAUUACUCAAACUGUAAGGAUAUCUUCAGUCCUAUAGAAGUCUUAUUAGAAUCGAACUACGUCAAAAGUCAUUCUCUGUCUCAUAUUAUCUCUCAAGAUGUUCCAUCUCGCUUCAAAAGGUCACUCGAAUUUGGAGGCGAAAUACUUAAAUUUCUCUUUGGCACCCUCGACGCUGAUGAUGCGCGAAAAUACGAUUCCGCCAUUAACUCGUUUCAAAAUAAUGAACAUGAAAUCUUCAAUCUCAUGAAAGAAAAUAUUCAUGUAGUUAAAUCAUCAAUAACUUCUUUUAACUCAACUAUUAGUAAAUUGAAUCAAAACGAAUUAAAAUUAAACUCACAAAUUGACAAACUAAACGAAAUCUUAUCUUCCACUGUAAGAAGUAAUAAUAAUCUAAUUUAUACUUCACGACUUAACAUUUUUAUAAACAUUAUUGAAGGAUCGUUAUUGACUAUUUCUAACUUCUUAGACUCUAUCAUUAAUGCAAUUUUAUUUGCGAAGGUAAAUGUAUUACACCCUUCUAUUUUAAGUCCUACUAAUCUUUUUAAUGAACUGUCUAAACGAAGCAGUUCUGUAGAUAAUAAACUGGACUUCCCAGUUCCUUUAAACUUAGAUAAUAUACAUACCCUUAUGGAUGUAUCUAAACUAAUUUCUUAUUAUUAUAAUAAUAAAAUAAUUUUUAUUAUACAAAUUCCUCUUAUAUCUCCUAUUAAGUAUGUUGUUUAUAAAACGAUUCCAUUGCCAACUCCUCAUGAAAAAACAAAUCCUAAUACUUUUGCUCUAAUUACCCCUACUAAAUCUUAUAUUGCGUUAACAGAUGAUAGAUCACAUUACUCUUUAUUAGAUAACAUGCAACAAUGCUCUGUGUUAAAUAAUGAGUAUUCUAUUUGCCCAUUAGAAAACAUAUUCUCUAGUGUUACAAAUCCAUGUUGUGAAACUAAGCUAUUAACGGAAGUAACCUUAUCUCUUCCUGAUGAAUGUAAUUCUAAAAUGUUAUAUGGUCUUAUUGAUAUAUGGCAAAAACUUAAAAAUAAUAGAUGGAUAUUUGUUCAAUCUAAAACUAGCAAAUUAACUUUGAAGUGUAAUAACGAAAUGAAGGAUUAUUCUAUUUCUGGAACCGGUAUCUUAACUCUAGAAGAAAAUUGUAUUGGUUUUUCUAAGACUAUACGGUUGGAACCGUCCACUGUAACCAACAUAGCUAUCAAUAAUUAUUUUAAUAUUGAUUUUGACAUCAUUCAAGAUGAUUGUUGUAAAAAGGAUAAUGUAAACAAGUCGAUUCCUCUUUUAUCUCCUUUAACUCUUAGUAAUAUUGACUUAGAUUCUCUAAAACAUUCAUACAAACAACUUGACGAUCUUGAACGUGACAUCCACAGGAUAAAAAACGAAUCGCACUUUACUAAAUAUGCACAUUAUUAUUCUUCGUUUUCUAUUUUUUGUAUUUGUCUUAUAUUCUUUUACUUUGGUUACAAACUAUAUAACUAUUGUUAUAAAAACUAUAAAAAUCAUAAUUCACACUGUUGUAUACAGAUCUUUAAUCAAUGUACUACCACUCGUAAGAAAAUGGUUGGAUCUAAUGUUACGAAUUCCAUUGAAUUGGAUGAAAUUUCGGAAGCUUCAGUUGAACCCGUUUAUGGGACAAUAAACAAAACAAACACGUAUAAAAGGAAUAUUGAUAAUAAUUGAACUUAACUUACUUAUCUUAGCUUAUUCUAAUUCUUAAUCGUUUAAUCUUAUCUUAAAAUGUUUCUAUUUCUUAUACUAAUGUACUUUAGUUCCUAGCUUAUACUAUUCCUUAAUUGUUUAAUUCUUUUGUUUAAAAUGUUCUUACUUAAGACUAUCUUUCUUAUAACGUUUAUCUUAAAUCUUAUAAUCUUAUAUUUUAUAAUCUUAAAUCUUAUACUUUACAUUGUUACAAGCAAAUCUCUGUCUUUUUGAUAACGUCGUACUUUUUUCUUAACUUCGCUUCAUCUCUUUACCAUAAAGCUCAGUUUUAAGGGGGGAGAUGUUAUAUCCUAAUUUAAUACUAAAGAAUUGCAACAUCGACAAUAUUCAUUUCCACAAGGAACUUCAACGUAAACAAAUUCAUUUUAAUAAAACUCUUUUGCAUCGAUACGAUAGUCAGUCAGCCUUUAACCGCGCGCGAAUAGAGUCGUCAGAAAUCAGAGAAUUGCUUCAUAUAAUUCUUUGUAUUUUCUAUAAUAAAGUGUUUUUAUCGUAGUUAAUUAAAAAGUGUUUUUUUUAAAAAAGACUGAUACCAGCCGCUCCUAAC
Pectinophora gossypiella (pink bollworm) is the source of this 3040-nucleotide messenger RNA. RefSeq lists its product as uncharacterized. Bases 1018 to 2454 code for a protein of 478 amino acids. The record is from RefSeq and is a predicted model, not a curated record. The transcript is spliced from 2 exons. NCBI's taxonomy places the organism in Eukaryota, Metazoa, Arthropoda, Insecta, Lepidoptera, Gelechiidae.